AUGUCAGUCCUACCAAGUGUCGACAGUGCCCUCGGCACAAUUGGAAACACACCAUGUGUUCAGUUGACCUGCGUGGUCCCUCCAAACAGCGCUCGAGUGUUCCUGAAGCUAGAGAGCUUGAAUCCUACCGGCUCGUACAAGGACCGCAUGGCUCUCUCAGUCAUCGAGGAAGCAGAGCAUCGUGGGGACCUUCGCCCAGGAAUGACAGUUUUGGAAGCUACCGGCGGCAGCACCGGGUCGUCCCUCGCCUUUGUCUGCGCCGUCAAGGGCUACAACUUCCGUGUAGUCUCCUCCGAUGCCUUCGCGAAGGAGAAGCUCAACACCAUGACCGCGUUUGGGGCGCACCUGGACAUCGUGCCGAGUGAGAAUGGAAAAAUCACACCGCAGCUGAUCCCUUGUAUGCGGGAGCGAGCACGCCAAAUUGCCACAGAGGAUAAGGAUUCUUCUUAUUACUACGCCGACCAAUUCAGCAAUCCCGAUGUCUUUCCGGGUUACGAGACCCUUGGUCGUGAGAUACUAGCACAGGUUGGGGAACCUAUUGACGCCUUUUGUGGCGCAGUUGGGGGGGCAGGGAUGGUGAUGGGUGUCGGGAAAACUCUGAAGCAGAGCUGGCCGGCGUGCCAUGUAGCUGUGCUUGAGCCUGCUUCGGCGCCUGCCUUGACCAAGGGUCAUGGCGGCGAGCACUCGGUGGAAGGAAUCGGUAUUGGCUUCCCUCCUCCUCUCCUUAACAAAGACUGGUAUGACGAGGCACGGGCGAUCGAUGAAGGGGAAGGGCGUGCCAUGUGUCGACGACUAGCGAGGGAGGAGGGUCUUUUGGUUGGCACUUCUUCGGGUCUUAAUGUGGUUGCCGCAAUACAGUUGGCUAAGCAACUGGGUCCUGGGAAAACAGUGGUGACUGUGGGCUGUGAUACUGGUCUGAAGUAUGUUCGAGGAAACCUGUACACAGAUAGCUGA
Aspergillus luchuensis is the source of this 954-nucleotide messenger RNA. RefSeq names its product PLP-dependent cysteine synthase family protein. Gene Ontology annotation, biological process: L-cysteine biosynthetic process. The record is from RefSeq and is a predicted model, not a curated record. Bases 1 to 954 code for a protein of 317 amino acids. NCBI's taxonomy places the organism in Eukaryota, Fungi, Ascomycota, Eurotiomycetes, Eurotiales, Aspergillaceae. The transcript has a single exon. Gene Ontology annotation, cellular component: cytoplasm.